Molecule: messenger RNA, 2886 nt
Organism: Salmo salar (Atlantic salmon)
Lineage: Eukaryota; Metazoa; Chordata; Actinopteri; Salmoniformes; Salmonidae
Biological process (GO): regulation of gene expression
Cellular component (GO): nucleus
Source: RefSeq, a predicted model, not a curated record
GUCACAGUUGCUGGACCACAGAGUUUCUGUACUGCCUUUGGCCGGACUUUUGCGCAAACAACAAAACCGCAGUGUCCAAUUACAAUUUCUACGUUAGCGUUUUUAAUUCGCGUUGGAGAUAGGAUUUGGUUGACAUAUGUUAUUUUGGCAACGCUAGCUAGCUGCUAACAAUGACUAACUAUAUGGUUUUUCACACUCAAAUAGCUUCCGUCAUGGAGGUGCUAGCGAAUGCAGCCGUGGCAGAGAUCUGUAAACUCGUAGACGACGACUAUGCAGUGUUUCGUUUGGAAAUAACACAAAGCCAGAAAGAAAACAGGACAUUGCGGAGAAAACUACAGCUACAGGAACUGAAGGUGGCACGGGAGCGCGCAGAGAGGACAAUACGAGAGCGCGUCGUCGCCAGUCGUCCUAGAAGUGUCAAGAUCCUCGACCGAUACAGAGUAAUGGCAAGAGGUGAAGGACAUCUCACUGGAGGCAACAGAAGCUUUGUGAAGUCAGCAGAACACAAUACAUGGAGAGAUGACCGACCAAUCACUGUUGAUGAGGGGAGUGGAACCUCAACCCAGCAUGUUAUCAUGAUAGAGUCUGCAGAUGCAGAGGCUGCAGGUCCUGGGGUUAAGCAGGAGAUGGCUGAAGGAGAAGAGGACCCACGGCACAGCAGAGACUGCCAGACUGCAGUGGCUGGAGCGCCCCCUGUAGCCACGGAGGACCCCACCACCGCCCCAGCACAGCCCAGCAGCAUCACGGAGGUCAGUGGAACGCAGAACACCAUCUUCAAGACAGAGACAUACCCCAACACUUCAACGGGGCUGGGGCGACUGGGCUGUCCUCCUGCUCCCCACUCUGAGUAUUUACUUUAUGGUAACCAUAGCCCGACGACGGUUCUGUCCCAUCAGGACCCAAGUGACUCGUUACAGACUGUCAAUGAUCCGUCCUGUUCAUACGCUACAGAGACCGGGAUGAUACCUGGUGACAUGCCUGUGGGCUUAGAUACACAGACUAAUCCAAUGAGAGGGAACUGGAACCAGUACAGUAGUAGUGUGUAUUCUGAGGAGUGCCUGGAUGAGAAAGGAGAGGGUCUGGCCUUAGAUGAUGUGACUGUGAAAGUGGAGGGUGACGCUCCUCUGAAAUGGAAUGAAGACGAGACUCAUUUAGGAGAAGGACACUUGCAGGGCAACAGCAGUGAGUUCUUAGACUACAGGGAAAGCUUGGAGACAAAUCUAAAUGUUGGGACCCACUCCCCUUUACACGCGUUCAGGGAUCACAACCCAGUGUCCACGUCAAUGGCACCUUCCGAUUCACACAGCCAUGUCCUUUUCGAUCAGGUAUUGAUUUCAAACAACAGGGUUAGAGCCCAGGCUCUGGGUGGGGGAGCAACAUCAGGAAAAGGUAAAGAGAAACGGUUCCUCUGCGCGUUCUGUAACAAAGGCUUCAGCUGCCCCCAGAAGGUGGAGAUCCACCAGAGGGUCCACACAGGGGAGAAACCCUACAGCUGUACCCAGUGUCAUAUUCGCUUUGCCCAGGCUGGUGACCUGAAGAGGCACCAGAGGGUCCACACAGGGGAGAAACCCUUCAGCUGUACCCAGUGUAACAUGCGCUUUGCCCAUGCUGGCAACCUGAAGAGACACCAGAGGGUCCACACAGGGGAGAAAUAAUACAGCUGCCCCAGUGUGAGAAGAGAUUCUACCGCCAGCUCCAGCUGAAGAUGCACCUGAAGGUCCACACGGGAGAGAGGUGGUUCGCACUGCAGGAAGAGGUUCUCAGAGAGGAGCUACCUCAGGAUACACCAGCAGAAAACCAUUCCACUCGAUAACUUCUGACGUUUAGAUCAAACCCUGCAUUAAUUAAAGACAAAGAUGAAUUGUCAAAAGAUCCGCAGUUGCAUUUGGAAUUACGAGAGUAACAUAUUUUAGUGUUGAAUAUUCGGGAGGAAUGUUGCUUCCAGACGUGUGAUAUACACUGAGUGUACAAAACAUUAGGAACAACUGCUCUUUCCAUGAAUGCAGGUGAAACUUACAGUAUGAUCCCUUAUUCAUGUCACUUGUUAAAUUCACUUCAAUCAGUGUAGAUGAAGGGCAGGAGACAAGUUAAAGAAUAUUUUUUUUAAGCCUUGAGACAAUUGAGACAUGGAUUAUGUGUGUGUGCCGUUCAGAGGGUGAAUGGGCAAGACAAAAUAUUUAAGUGCGGGGUAUGUUAGUAAGUGCCGGGCGCACCUGUUUGAGUGUGUCAAGAACUGCAAUGCUGCUGUUUCCCGUGUGUAUCAAGAAUGAUCCACCACCCGAAGGACAUCCAGCCAACUUGACACAACUCUGGAAGCACUGGAGACCUUUUGAGUCAAUGCCCCGACGAAUUGAGGAUGUUCUGAUGGCAAAAAGGGGUGUAACUCCAUAUUAGGAAGGUGAUCCUAUUGUUUUGCGCACUCAGUGUAUAAGGCAAAAAAAAUGUGUUUGUACUGUGUGGGCCAGUGGUUCCCAACUUCAGUCCUCGAGUACCCCCAACAGUACACAUUUUGUUGUUGUAGCCCCAGACAAAAAACAGCUGAUUCAACUCAUUAACUAUGUUUCCAUUAAUUUGGCCAGAGAUUUUUCAUUAACAUUUAGAACGUUUCCGUAGAAAUAGAUGUGACAGUUGCCUAUUGCGGUGUGUUUCCAUUGAACUGUCUUGUGUCGCUCAAAAACAGCAGACGUAAUAUGACUUCACAUCAAGAAAAAGUACCAGUCAAAGGUUUUGGACACACCUACUCAUUCAAGGGCUUUUCUUUUAUUUGGACUAUUUUCUACAUUGUAGAAUAAUAGUGAAGACAUCAAAACUAUGAAAUAACAUGUAUGGAAUCAUGUAGUAACCAAACAAAACAAUAUAUUUUAGAUUCUUCGAAGUAGCCACCCU